GUCAUUGAAAUGUCAACAAGACGUUCAUUAUCAAAGUUAUUGAUACGACAGUGUUCAAGCUUUCGUGUUCAAAACUGUUGUGUAAUUUAUUCAAAUAAAAUGGAGCCGAAAAUUAAUUUAAAACAAGAUCCGGCAUAUAAGAAACUCCAGGAGUAUUACAAUGCUAACGCCGAAAAAAUUAACAUUUUACAACUUUUCCAACAGGACGCCGACAGAUUUAAAAAGUUCAGCCUACGUCUACCAACACCUAAUGAUGGUGAAAUUUUAUUAGAUUACUCUAAGAACCGUUUGGAUGCUACAGCUUUUGAACUACUCCUUAACUUGGCUAAAAGUCGAGGAGUUGAACAAGCCAGAGAUGCUAUGUUCUCAGGUGAGAAGAUAAAUUUCACAGAAAACCGUGCAGUGUUGCAUAUUGCUCUACGUAAUAGACAGAACAGGCCUAUCCUAGUUAAUGGAGCAGAUGUCACGCCUGAUGUCAAUGCUGUCCUCGCUCAUAUGAAGGAAUUCUCACAGCAAGUUAUCAGCGGACAGUGGAAAGGAUACACGGGCAAGCAGAUCACUGACGUGAUCAACAUCGGUAUCGGCGGCUCAGACCUCGGUCCUCUCAUGGUCACCGAGGCCCUCAAACCCUAUGCCAAUCAUCUUAAGGUACACUUCGUAUCGAACAUCGACGGCACGCAUCUAGCUGAAGUACUAAAGCGCCUCAACCCUGAGACAGCGCUGUUCAUCAUCGCCUCCAAGACGUUCACCACUCAGGAGACCAUCACCAAUGCCACAUCGGCCAAGAACUGGUUCCUGCAGGCUGCUAAAGAUCCGUCAGCGGUGGCCAAGCAUUUCGUGGCGCUGUCCACUAACGGCGAGAAGGUGACCGCCUUCGGUAUCGACUCCAAAAAUAUGUUUGGUUUCUGGGACUGGGUCGGUGGAAGAUAUUCUCUAUGGUCUGCAAUCGGUCUUUCUAUCUCACUGUACAUCGGCUACGAUAACUUCGAGAAGCUUCUAGAAGGAGCCAACUACAUGGACCAGCAUUUCACCACCGCGCCUUUGGAGAAGAACGCGCCGGUGAUUCUCGCGCUAUUGGGAGUGUGGUACCACAACCUGCACGGUGCGGAGACACACGCGCUACUACCAUACGACCAGUACUUGCACAGAUUCGCGGCGUACUUCCAGCAGGGUGACAUGGAGAGCAACGGUAAGUAUGUGACGAGGAGCGGCGCACGCGCUGACUACAGCACCGGGCCGAUAGUGUGGGGGGAACCUGGUACCAACGGACAACACGCCUUCUACCAGCUCAUACAUCAGGGCACCAGGUUGAUCCCGUGCGACUUCAUUGCGCCUGCGCAGACUCACAACCCCAUUUCUGGUGGUGUUCAUCAUAAGAUCCUGCUCGCUAAUUUCCUCGCGCAGACGGAGGCUCUCAUGAAGGGCAAGACUGAGGCUGAGGCUAAAGCUGAAUUGGAGAAGUCUGGAAUGUCUCCGGAAUCUAUCGCCAAGAUUUUGCCGCACAAAGUUUUCCUCGGCAACCGGCCCACUAACUCCAUCGUGGUAAAGAAACUCACUCCAUUCACACUUGGAGCUCUAAUUGCAAUGUACGAGCACAAGAUCUUCACUCAGGGCGUUAUCUGGGACAUCAACUCAUUUGACCAGUGGGGCGUUGAGUUGGGCAAGCAACUGGCCAAGGCCAUAGAGCCUGAGUUACAGGACAACAAGCCAGUCACCACACAUGACCCCUCUACUAACGGUCUCAUCAACUUCUUGAAGGAAAACUUCGCUUAAUCUAUGAUGUCCCAUCUGUUUGUGGUUGAGUUUUUAAUCUAUGGUCACAAUUAUUUUUGAAAGAAUGCUUAAUCUUUGACAUUUUUUAUCCCGUUGUUGCUUAUUUAAUCUAUGGUCACAAUUAUUUUUGAAAGAAUGCUUAAUCUUUGACAUUUU
Molecule: messenger RNA, 1929 nt
Organism: Papilio machaon (common yellow swallowtail)
Lineage: Eukaryota; Metazoa; Arthropoda; Insecta; Lepidoptera; Papilionidae
Gene: Pgi
Product: glucose-6-phosphate isomerase
Exons: 12
Coding region: 10-1773 (587 amino acids)
Biological process (GO): gluconeogenesis; glycolytic process; glucose 6-phosphate metabolic process
Cellular component (GO): cytosol
Molecular function (GO): carbohydrate derivative binding; monosaccharide binding; glucose-6-phosphate isomerase activity
Source: RefSeq, a predicted model, not a curated record